AAACUAGCUACUUCACCUAAUAGGUACUGAUUUGUUUAUUUUAUUUUCAGGAUCUUUGUGAACCGAAGUUUGCAUCUAGAAAAUAUCAAGUUCUAUGGCUUCGAUAUGGAUUACACCUUGGCAGAAUAUAAAUCACCGCAAUAUGAAAGGCUUGGCUUUGAUCUGGUUAAAGAACGUAUGGUUUCGAUUGGAUACCCUCAAGAAAUUAGAGAAUUUGAAUACGAUCCAUCAUUUCCCGUUAGAGGUCUUUGGUUUGACACUCAUUACGGAAACUUAUUAAAAGUAGAUGCUUACGGUAACAUUUUAGUAUGCGUUCACGGAUUUAAGUUUUUAAAACAUUACCAAGUUUAUGAACUAUAUCCGAACAAAUUUUUAACCCUCGAUGAGUCGAGGGUGUACGUUUUAAACACAUUAUUCAAUCUACCCGAGACUUACUUAUUGGCAUGUUUAGUAGAUUUCUUUACUAAUUCACCGCAAUACACUGAAACACCAAAAGGAGUUAAAUGUGGGGAGUUGUUUAUGUCUUUCGAGUCUAUCUUUCAGGAUGUUAGAAGUGCCGUCGAUUGGGUUCAUGAUAAGGGUAAUUUAAAGAAUUGUACAACCGAAAAUUUUGACGAAUACGUGAAGAAGGACGAACGACUUCCGAUGUUCUUGACCAGGUUACGACAAAGUGGAGCAAAAACCUUUCUUCUAACAAACAGCGAUUAUACGUUCACAAAUAACAUCAUGACAUAUUUGUUCGAUUUUCCACAUGGACCUCGGCCAGAAGAUCCUCACAGGAGCUGGAAAACCUAUUUUGACAUAAUUGUCGUCGACGCCAGAAAACCUUUGUUCUUUGGUGAAGGUACAAUUUUGAGGCAGGUUGAUACAAACACCGGCGCUUUGAAGGUUGGUAUCCAUACCGGACCAUUUCAAAAAGAUCACGUCUACUCUGGAGGCUCGUGCGAUGUCUUUACCGAAUUUAUCGGCGCAAAAGGAAAGGAUGUUCUCUACGUUGGUGAUCAUAUUUUCGGUGACAUUUUGAAGAGCAAAAAAAUUCGUGGAUGGCGAACAUUUUUAAUUAUACCAGAAUUGGUACGAGAGUUGCACGUGUGGACUGAUAGAUGUCAAUUGUUUGACGAAUUACAAACUCUUGAUGUUGAACUAGGUGACAUGUAUAAAAAUUUAGAUAGUAGCACCACCGAGAAGCCAGAUAUUUCAAAACUAAGGUCCGCCAUUCGAGAUGUUACACACAAAAUGGAUAUGUCUUAUGGAAUGAUGGGAAGCUUAUUUAGAUCUGGAUCACGACAAACCUUUUUCUCUUCCCAGGUGGUUCGGUAUGCAGAUUUGUAUGCAGCGACACAUCUCAAUUUAAUUUACUACCCAUUCUCAUACAUGUUUCGUGCCCCAGCAAUGUUGUUGCCCCACGAAUCGACAGUAGCGCACGAACAGCGAUUUGUGAUGGAAGCGCCCUUACCUCGAUCACGUAAAUUCAAUAACGCGCCAAGUGCUGAUGAUGCUCCCGUAGCGUACAAUUCUCAUGUGAUGAAGGUCCUCAAUCGAUCAAAUAGUCAGGUCCCUCAUGUACGGCCAGAGACGCCGGUUUCUGUAACACACUGUCAUGAUGAAGAUUUUGAUGAUGACACCGACGAGUCAUCGCCACAGAGAAAAGCACGUACAGUUAUUAAACAAUAGACGUUUUUAAUCAUGAUUUGUUACAGUAACCCUUUCUAAUUCGCCGAUAUAAAUAGUUAUAGAAAUAAUAAAUAAUUUGGAAAGCCGCCAGUUUCUCGCCUGUACUUUCAGAUUUGUCAAUUGCACAAAUUGUGUAGGGUUUGUAUAGUUCGGAGCUGAAUAUAAUAGUGCAUAACAGUUUGCUCAAAGAGUUCCAUGCCUUAGAAAAUCGUUUUUUGUAUAAAACAAUGAAUGUAUAUUAAGCAUUUAGUGUUGUUUAUAGUACUGUUUAAGCUAAGUUAUUUUUUGUGUUUUUUUAGUGUUUUUGUACAAUACAUUAUAACUGUUUU
This is a messenger RNA of Photinus pyralis (common eastern firefly), 2003 nucleotides long. RefSeq names its product cytosolic purine 5'-nucleotidase (gene Nt5b). The transcript has 9 exons. Bases 106 to 1674 code for a protein of 522 amino acids. NCBI's taxonomy places the organism in Eukaryota, Metazoa, Arthropoda, Insecta, Coleoptera, Lampyridae. The record is from RefSeq and is a predicted model, not a curated record. Gene Ontology annotation, molecular function: 5'-nucleotidase activity.